AUGCCAGAGCAUAACGGAACUGUCCAUGAUUUCGGGAAAUUAGCGACACGCAGCCUGAGAAUGCGAGACCUCAGCCGCUACGGGGAGUGGGUGCAGCUUGCAGAUGCGCAGGCCCUGAGCGCGGCGGAGCUGUGCGGAGCCGCCAUGCGGCGGCGUCUGUCUCACCGGGACUCCCGAGCCCUGCCGUCCUGCGACAGCAGCCCCGAGGCCUCACCCUGCGGCCGCGCACCGCCCCCCUGCUGCUUCUGCUGGUGCUGCUGCUGCAGCUGCUCCUGCUUGGCCAUGAAGGGCAGGGAGAAGGGAGUGUGCAACAGCAGGAGAACCUCCAACGUCUCCACACUGGGCAGCUUGCAGAGGACUGACGAGAGUGGCAGGCUGAGCGUGUCGGAGGUGUCCUCCUGGGCCCUGUCCUUCUCGGCUCUGCUGGAGAGCCCCGCGGGCCGUGCCGUCUUCAUGGAGUUCCUGCGCUCCGAGCACAGCGACGAGAACAUGCUCUUCUGGCAGGCCUGCGAGGGGCUGAAGGCCGAGACGCACCGGGCAGCCGUGGCCGAGCGCGCCAAGCAGAUCUACCUGGACUACAUCUCCAUCCUGUCCCCUAAAGAGGUCAGCAUCGACGCCACCGUCCGCGAGACCAUCAACAGCAACAUGGCGGUGCCCACAGCACACAUCUUCGACGACGCCCAGGCGCAGAUCUUCGCCCUGAUGCACCGGGACUCCUACCCACGGUUCCUCAACUCACCGCUCUACCAGUCCCUGCUGCAGAGUCUGGGGCCUGCAGUUCCCUCUGGUGACAGCUAG
Molecule: messenger RNA, 798 nt
Organism: Megalops cyprinoides (Indo-Pacific tarpon)
Lineage: Eukaryota; Metazoa; Chordata; Actinopteri; Elopiformes; Megalopidae
Product: regulator of G-protein signaling 20-like
Exons: 5
Coding region: 1-798 (265 amino acids)
Source: RefSeq, a predicted model, not a curated record